Messenger RNA from Cooperia oncophora, 453 nucleotides. Lineage: Eukaryota; Metazoa; Nematoda; Chromadorea; Rhabditida; Trichostrongylidae. The record is from the annotation of a GenBank genome assembly.
AUGAAAGAAGUGCAAGCUGGUGCCGUCAAACUUGGGAAUAAUGUGAUGGAACAUAUUGCUGGUGCGAAGGAGACCUUCACUCAGUUCAUCGAGGAGCCCCGACGACGUGCCGAGGCGGACUCUCUGUCGAAAGAACAGCCGUAUCUUGGACAUUGGGAUCAUCAACACACGCCACCGGGAAAUGCUGCGUAUGGACAAGUGGCGGAGCAGUGGCCCCAGCCAGUUUCACAACCGAGACCCGUUAUGCCUCCGAUGAGAAAAAUUAGUCGAGAAGACGAGCAAGCGCUUUUGCGGUGGGAACUGGAACGCCAGAGGUUGGAGGAUGAGCGACUUGCAAAAUUGCAAGACCAUGAGGUUGGAGGAGAAGAGUCCGACAUGGCAUCUUUCCUUCCUGCUUCCCACAUCUCCUUCCCGAGUCAGACAACUGGUGAAGGACCCCUUGAGGAAAGGUGA